Chironomus riparius is the source of this 795-nucleotide messenger RNA. The record is from the annotation of a GenBank genome assembly. Lineage: Eukaryota; Metazoa; Arthropoda; Insecta; Diptera; Chironomidae.
AUGAAUUCAAUACUUAGAACAUCAGUAAGAUCGAUUCGAUCAUUAGUCACGCUCCCAAAGAUUGGAAAAACGAUACAAAACAGAUCAAUUUAUCACAUGGUCGUUUCAAGAAACAAUUGCGCCUCAAAUACAGCCAUAACUUUAACUAAUCCAAGCAUAAAUUGCAAAUGUGGAUGUGGUGGAAUGUCAAAAAUUCAUACAAAAGGCGAGCGUGAAUUAGUCGAGUUCCUUGCUGAAGAAAUCGUUGCUGAACGAAAAGCACAAAAGAAGAAAACAUUACCGACUGAGAUUGAUGGAUUUAAAGUCAAAUUGGAUGGUGCUGAUGUUGAGCUUAUCAAAGAUCUUGGAAAGGAAAAAAUCACAAUUUCUUUCAACGUCAAUCACACAGUUGAUGCCGAAGAGGAACCAGAAAUUACACCAGAAAAGGAUAAUGCUGAGUUUGGGGAAAUGAAGAGCAAGCCAACAUUUGAAAUUGACAUCCUUAAGGAAAAUGGAAAGACGCUGUCAAUUUCAUGCUCAUUUUUACAAGGCGAGCCACAAGAAGGCGAAUAUAAUGAUGUUUUUGGCAUUGAUGAACUUACAAUUUUUGAUGGAGAAUGGACAGACAAGACUUAUGCUGUUGCUGGCGACGUAUUAGAUGGAUAUUUGUAUGAUCUUUUAAUGAAUUUCCUCGAAGAAAAGGGCAUAUCCAAUGAAUUUGCCGAAAAGAUUUGUGAAUUCAGCACAGCUUAUGAACAUCACCAAUAUAUUAGUCUUCUUGAAACACUCUCUACAUUUGCAAUUGAAACAAAAUAG